AUGUAUGCUUUCCUCGGGGAAGAAAAUUCAUAUCCGGUAAUCAUAAGCAACAGCCUGAUAAAGGAUCAAGAAGCAAGGCUACUGAUCGUGCUGGGCAAGAACAAGAAAGCAAUUGGAUGGAGCCUUACAGAUUUGGUAGGGAUAAGCCCCGAUGUCUCCCAAUCCCCUACGGACCCCACGGAAGAAGAAGAGAACAUCGAAGAGGAGGAAGAGGGAAAGGCUGGAGGGGAUGACCAAACUACUGGGGCAGGGGAUGAGGAUGAAGAAAAACUGAUUGAGGUGGGUGAUGAAGGUGAUGAGGGUAGUGAUGCAAAGGGAGAUGAGAAGGUUGAGCGUAGUGAGGCAGAUGGAGAUAAGGAGGCUGAUUCUGAGGGCGAGGGGGAUAAAGACGAUGGUAGGAUAGUUGGAGACGAGAAAGCAGUUGAGAGCGAUGCAGUGUCUGAGAAGGUUGAUGAGGAGGAAGCUGAGAAAGAAAUUGAGGCCGAGAUUGUUUUGAUAGAUGAUGUUAAGUUAGAGGACAAGGGAAACCCGACGGAUGAGAGAACGUCAUAG
Salvia splendens (bonfire salvia) is the source of this 552-nucleotide messenger RNA. Its product is annotated as RNA polymerase II-associated factor 1 homolog. The transcript is spliced from 3 exons. The record is from RefSeq and is a predicted model, not a curated record. NCBI's taxonomy places the organism in Eukaryota, Viridiplantae, Streptophyta, Magnoliopsida, Lamiales, Lamiaceae. Bases 1 to 552 code for a protein of 183 amino acids.